This is a messenger RNA of Apaloderma vittatum (bar-tailed trogon), 346 nucleotides long. Its product is annotated as ubiquitin-conjugating enzyme E2 R1. The record is from RefSeq and is a predicted model, not a curated record. NCBI's taxonomy places the organism in Eukaryota, Metazoa, Chordata, Aves, Trogoniformes, Trogonidae. The annotation marks the transcript as partial. The transcript has 2 exons.
GACCAUCCUCCUGAGCGUGAUCUCGCUGCUGAAUGAACCCAACACGUUUUCUCCAGCGAACGUGGAUGCCUCCGUGAUGUACCGCAAGUGGAAGGAGAGCAAAGGGAAGGACCGCGAGUACACGGACAUCAUCAGGAAGCAAGUCUUGGGCACGAAGGUGGAUGCUGAGCGGGACGGCGUGAAGGUCCCCACCACGCUGGCAGAGUACUGUGUGAAGACCAAGACUCCAGCCCCAGAUGAGGGCUCAGACCUCUUCUAUGAUGACUAUUACGAGGAUGAUGAGAUGGAGGAGGAAGGAGACAGCUGUUACGGUGAUGAGGAUGACUCUGGCAAUGAGGAAUCUUGA